AAUUUCCAAUUUGAUAAACAUGGCUGCUGGAGAUUUUUUUUUCACUCCUUGGGUUUUGCUGAUUAUAACGAGGGAAUGCCACGAUAAGUUCUUUUUUGAUUUUGAUUUUUUCGAUGUUCCAUGCCUAAAGCUUGUUAUUAGCAAAGGACUUGGAUAUGGAGUGGUUGUUGGCUCUGCAAUGGUCAAAUUACCCCAGAUAGUUAAGGUGAUCAAUGCAAAGAGCACUCGAGGUUUGAAUGUGCUGUCCAUCUAUGCAGAACUGUUAGCUUUCACCUUAAACCUUUCCUACAAUUUGGCAAAAGGUUUUCCUUUCAGCACGUGGGGAGAAACGUCAUUCAUGAGUGUUCAAACAGUUAUUAUCAUCAUUUUGAUAUACUACUACAAUGCAAACAUAUACGGAAUGGUUUUGUUUCCCUUGGUUUACUCGUUAUUUGUGUACGUUUUGAAUUGUGGACUGGUACCUUUGGACGUUCACACUAAAUUGCAAGUUGCAGUUUUGCCCAUUACGUCAUUUAGUAAGUGUCUUCAAAUCUACGAGAACCUGCGUAAUGGCCAUACAGGACAGCUAUCAGGCCUUAUGAUCUUUUUGAUGUUCGCGGGUUGUCUCGCGCGCGUUUUCACCACGUACCACGAGACUGGCGACAUGGUUCUCCUUUCAAGUUUUCUUCUCUCGCUUUUACUUAACGGAAUCCUGCUUUUCCAAAUUAUUUACUACGGAAGCAAGCAGUCUGACGCAAAAAGAAAGAAAAUCGAAUGAUUCAAAAGGGAUGAAAUUAACUUUGGAAAGCAACAUAUUAGAAUAUUUUGAAAGACUAAUUUUCAUGAAUGCAUUACACACAAUGUAAAGUGAUAUUUGAAAAUACAGAAUUGUGAUUUUUGCCUCACCGUAAAA
Molecule: messenger RNA, 892 nt
Organism: Xenia sp. Carnegie-2017
Lineage: Eukaryota; Metazoa; Cnidaria; Anthozoa; Malacalcyonacea; Xeniidae
Product: mannose-P-dolichol utilization defect 1 protein homolog
Exons: 5
Coding region: 20-757 (245 amino acids)
Source: RefSeq, a predicted model, not a curated record